UUUCUCUAUUUAUCAAAAUCAUAUGCAUACAAGAUUUUAUCAAUUACAAUUUCACUGAAAGGAAAUAAAUAAAAAUAAAAAAACGUGUACGUACCUGAUACCAACUAUGAGCCUAUCAUACCUGACUUUCACGAUCAACGAAGUCUAAGUAGUAAUGCAGAUUUCGAUGAAAAAGAGCAAUUCGUCAACCUCUGUAGACCAAUAGAAUCUCUGACAAGAUAACUACGUGGAUGUGUUAGAGGGUUGACGGCGCCCGCGCGUACAGAACAUCGUCGUUUUCUGUUAGUCCUUCCCCUCUUCAACGGACGUCUUCAACAGUCGCGUGACAUGCUGACAUAAAACGGUUCGUCACUACGUAGCUGUCGUCCCGGUCAGAAUAACUAGACGAGUGUCAGUAUCGAUUCACCUGGCUGUUGGUUAUGCCAUAUUAGACGAAGCAUUUCCGGCCACGGAAGAUGUAUGAGAGGAUUUGUUAAUCAAAAUGCGUAAAUAAAAUGUAGUGUAUAUCGUUGAAGGAUGCACAACUUUCGGCAAUUUUUACUUGGCAUAUUUAUACUCACGACAUCUCACAGCACCUGCGGACAAAAUGUUACAACAACUGAUGAACAAAGUUCUGUGAAGUCAAUGAUACCUGCAGAAAUGAAAAUAACAUCAUGGAAUGACAUGCCAUUUUCCGGAUUAGUGCAAGAGAAUGGAACAUGGGUGGGAAAAGGUUAUGCGUUUUACUUGCUUGAACUGCUUAGUUCUAAAUUAAAUUUCACAUAUACUAUAAUACCGCCUAAGCAGCAUAUACUGGGCAAUGAUCGAAGUGGAAUACUAAGUUUACUCUACGAGAGGAAGGUGGACAUGGCGGUGGCUUUCUUGCCUGUUUUACCGGAAAUGCGGAGAUAUUGCACAUUCAGCAUAGUUUUAGACCAAAGCGAGCUAACGGUGUUGAUGAAGCGACCGCAAGAAUCGGCAACUGGUUCAGGAUUGCUCACACCAUUUAAUCAAACAGUUUGGUUAUUGGUACUCACUGCGGUGCUUGUCGUAGGACCAAUAAUUUACAUUUUUGCCACAUUCAGGGAAAAAUUAUGGAAAAAACCUGACUUUGAGAAUUAUAGCUUGUUCUCUUGCGUAUGGUUCGUGUAUAGUUCUUUGUUGAAACAAGGAACAAAUAUAAUCGCGACCACGGAUUCGACGCGAAUUCUUUUCGCCACAUGGUGGAUAUUCAUCUUAAUACUGACAUCUUUCUACACGGCAAAUCUUACUGCGUUUCUCACGAAACCACAGUUUACUUUGCCAAUCAACAACUUGCAGGAUAUAGUACGCAAAGGUUAUCAAUGGGUUACUUAUAAAGGACGCAUCAUCGAUUUUGUGCUUUCUCACCAUAUUACAGACGAAUUGAGUUUGUUAAAUACUGUAAAAUACCAGUAUAUCACAUCGUAUGAAUAUCCGGUUAAAUCCAUUUUCAACGCUGUAGAGAAGAACAAAUUGUUUCUCGGGGACACUCAUUAUCUCCAAAGCUUGAUAUUCGCAGAUUAUAUCAAUAAAACGCGCGAAGGUGUGUUACAUCAGAAAAGAUGUACAUACGUCAUUAUGCCCGGAACGAUUUUCGUUACUAGUAGAGCAUUCGCCUUUCCCGUAAAUUCUACCUUGGAAAAACCAUUCAAUAAAGAAUUGCGGGCUUUAGUAGAAUCCGGUAUAAUAAUUCGUGAAAAAUUGAAGAAUCUACCACUAGCGCAAACAUGCCCAUUGGAUCUUCGAUCCACUGAGAGACAACUGUCAUUUUCCGAUUUGUCCUUGACCUUCAAGGUAAUGGGCGCUGGUUAUUUAAUCGCGACGGUGAUUUUCAUUCUCGAAUGGAUGAUCAAGUGGACGAUGAACUCUUAUAAACGACGGAAAAAGACCGGUAGGUGCACGCUCUGCUGUAAGUGGAAGCGAAGGUCAAACGAAUCUGUGACCCCACAAUUAGUGUAUACCAAGAAGAAUCACUUGUUCAACAAACGGGUCAAUUUACAAAAUAUAAGUCCGUUAUAUCGGAAUACUCCACCCGAUUCUACUCCAGGAAAGAAACACAAUAUCAAUGGACGCGAUUAUUAUAUCGUGAUAGAUCGCUAUGGCGAUCAAAGAUUAAUACCCAUUCGCACGCCAUCCGCGUUCCUGUUUCAAUACACGGUAUAGCAGAAAGGAAUGACUUAUAUGUUAUAUAACCACUCUACU
Molecule: messenger RNA, 2202 nt
Organism: Camponotus floridanus (Florida carpenter ant)
Lineage: Eukaryota; Metazoa; Arthropoda; Insecta; Hymenoptera; Formicidae
Gene: Ir76b
Product: glutamate receptor ionotropic, delta-2
Exons: 9
Coding region: 517-2163 (548 amino acids)
Cellular component (GO): membrane
Molecular function (GO): glutamate-gated receptor activity
Source: RefSeq, a predicted model, not a curated record